AUGGCGUCUAUACAUGAGCAUACAUACUAUGACAACCUGAAUAAAUGGACUGCAAACAAAGUUGAUGCUGUUGUUGUAGUAGUGGAUUAUCAAGUAGCUCCUCAGUAUAAAUUCCCUGUUGCAACUUACGAUGUCUUUGCCGCAGUUAAGCGUUUUCUACAAGAUGAUAUUCUUACAAAAUAUGGAGUAGAUCCCACCCAAAUCUGUAUUUCAGGAGACAGUGCUGGGGGUGCACUUGCAACACUAGUGACUCAACAGAUGAUAAACAUUCCAGAAAUGAAAAAUAAAAUUAAGACACAAGCUUUAAUAUACCCUUAUUUACAGACAGUUGAUGUCACCACACCAUCUACCAAAGAAAAUGAACAUGGUCCAUUACUAUCAAUGGAAAUGGCAAUUAAAAUGGGAUGUAAAUAUUUGACUACAGAUGAAGUAUGUCCCAAAAUAUUUAGAACAAACCAACAUAUGCCUCAAGGAUCAAGACAUCUCUUCAGGUUGGUUAACUGGAGUAUCUUCCUACCUGAACAAUUUAAAAAGAACAAUGUUUAUACAGAACCACUUACUGGAAGAUUUGACCCAUCAUAUGCAGGACUUACAGAUAUCAUGUUAUCACCCUUAUUGGCCAAUGACACCCAGCUACAAAAUUUGCCAUUAACUUAUAUCCUUACCUGCCAACAUGAUAUUCUAAGAGAUCAUGAACUUACGUAUGUCACACGACUUCAAAAUGUUGGAGUUCAAGUUGUUCAUGACCAUAUAGAGGAUAGAAUCCAUGCAGCAAUAGUUUACAUGGGGUCACUGUUCUAUUUAUAUCUAGGAAUUACACUAAAAGAUAAGUAUAUUAGUUGGCUAGAAGAAAAUCUAUAA
Molecule: messenger RNA, 861 nt
Organism: Chrysochloris asiatica (Cape golden mole)
Lineage: Eukaryota; Metazoa; Chordata; Mammalia; Afrosoricida; Chrysochloridae
Product: arylacetamide deacetylase-like 2-like
Exons: 4
Coding region: 1-861 (286 amino acids)
Molecular function (GO): hydrolase activity
Source: RefSeq, a predicted model, not a curated record